Messenger RNA from Drosophila navojoa, 1372 nucleotides. It is a transcript of the gene Mvd, whose product is annotated as mevalonate diphosphate decarboxylase. The record is from RefSeq and is a predicted model, not a curated record. Gene Ontology annotation, cellular component: cytosol. Gene Ontology annotation, biological process: isoprenoid biosynthetic process; isopentenyl diphosphate biosynthetic process, mevalonate pathway. Lineage: Eukaryota; Metazoa; Arthropoda; Insecta; Diptera; Drosophilidae. Gene Ontology annotation, molecular function: diphosphomevalonate decarboxylase activity.
AAGACUUUUAUCGGUUGACUACCGCACUUUACGGUGAAAGCUGGGGAAAGUCAUUUUCAAACUUAAUGUAAGAAUAUUAUUUACAAUAGUGUUAAAGCAUAAUGUUUACGGCAACGUGUGUCGCUCCUGUUAAUAUGGCCCUAGUUAAAUACUGGGGCAAACGAAACGAGGAACUAAUACUACCAAUCAAUGACUCCGUCAGCAUGACUUUAGAUGCUAACGAGAUGUGUGCGAAAACCACAAUUAGCGCAUCGGAGAGCUUUAAACAAAAUCGAAUGUGGUUGAAUGGCGAUGUAGUGCCAUUCGAGGAGAAUGCCCGACUGAUGCGUUGCGUGGAAGGCAUACAUCGUCUAGCCCUGGCCAAUGGUGCCCACAAAUUCCCAUUGUCGUGGAAGGUGCACAUUGCAUCGUACAAUAAUUUCCCCACUGCCGCUGGUCUGGCAUCGAGUGCCGCGGGCUAUGCGUGUCUCGUCUAUACGCUGGCACGUCUUUACGAUUUGCCCCUGAACGAGGAGCUAACUACAAUCGCUCGCCAGGGCAGCGGCUCGGCGUGUCGCAGUUUAUACGGCGGCUUCGUGCACUGGCAACGCGGCUCAUCCGCUGACGGCAGCGACUCAAUUGCCGUGCAGCUGGCGCCCGCCGAGCACUGGCCCAAUAUGCAUAUGCUGAUCCUAGUCGUGAACGAUGCACGGAAGAAGACCGGCUCGACUAAAGGCAUGCAACUGGGCGUUCAGACAUCCGCAUUGAUACAGCAUCGUGCCAAAGAGGUUGUGCCCCAGCGUGUCAAGGAUCUGGUAGCGGCAAUUGAUGCACGUGACUUUGAGUCUUUCGCCGAGAUCACCAUGAAGGAGUCGAAUCAAUUGCAUGCCAUCUGCCUGGACACCUAUCCGCCGUGUGUCUACAUGAACGAUGUGUCGCAUGCAAUCGCGAAUUUCGUGCAUGAUUAUAAUGAGACAGUGGGCUCCGUGCAAGCUGCAUACACCUUCGAUGCGGGCCCAAAUGCCUGCCUUUAUGUGCUGGCCGAGAACGUGCCGCGUCUGUUGGCUGCCAUUCAACUGGCUUUUCCCAAUGAUGCUUCGCAAAGCGUUGAGUAUCUCAAAGGGAUACCAGUGCCGCCAGUUGAGGUGAAAAACGGUCUUCGGGAUGUCUCCAUUGGGCAUGUGAAUGCCAAGAAUAUGCUCAAAUAUAUAAUCCAUACGAAAAUAGGCGAAGGUCCUAAGCAGCUAAGUGACGAGAAGAGCCUGCUAAUCGAUGGCUAUCCGCUGACCAAAUAGUCUAGGCUUUAUCGGCUCCAUAAAUCUCAAGAUUCCGGGCACAAAUUAGUUAAUUUAAUUAAAUGUGUUAAUAUCUAGACGAAUUCUAGCUAGGUCUC